Molecule: messenger RNA, 1694 nt
Organism: Coniophora puteana RWD-64-598 SS2
Lineage: Eukaryota; Fungi; Basidiomycota; Agaricomycetes; Boletales; Coniophoraceae
Product: DHH phosphoesterase
Exons: 2
Coding region: 196-1599 (467 amino acids)
Cellular component (GO): cytoplasm
Molecular function (GO): exopolyphosphatase activity
Source: RefSeq, a predicted model, not a curated record
UUUGCGAUCGCUACCCCUUGCCCAUCUCCAGCUCGCGUUCGCGUCCAUCCUCGUUCGACCAUCAGGCAUCGUUUAAUUUCGACAAGCGUAUCAUCUUCCAGGGCUUUCAAGGAGAUACCAUCGCCCUCGAGGUCUUCGCCAACAGCUGGCUCGAUUCUAUCCUUGCACUUCCGGCGAUACCUGCAUACGAUCCAGAUGUCGGAACCAGCACAAACGUUUUCCGAAUAUCUGAGCCAGAGUAAGAAGCGUUACCUCAGUGACGUAGAAGGAGGGAAAGGAGAUAGAUGGACAGUUGUGAUGGGGAACGAGGCAGGCGAUCUCGAUACCCUCGCAAGCUCGCUCAGUUAUGCAUGGCUUCACUCCACUCAAUCGAGCAACAAGGAGGACGCUAUCGCGCUCGUGCGCAUACCCAAGGAAGACUUUCACCUUCGCGCAGAGAACACCUACGCUCUCGGUCUUGCUCGGAUACGCGAGCCGUAUGACGAGCUGCUGAAGAUGGAUGACCUACGUGACAUUAUCUCAAGGCAAGGCAAGUUCCCGUCGAACAACUUCGCGCUGGUCGACCACAACGCUCUACAUCCUUCCUUCGCCCAAACCUCACCCUCGUCCUUCGGCGUAGUCUCCAUCAUCGACCAUCACGCCGACGAGGGCAAGCACACUGACGCGAGUCGGCGUGUAAUUAACCAAUCAACAGGCAGCUGCGCCUCACUCGUCGCCGCCGAGAUCCCUCCCCCACUCAUGGCUCAGCUUCCGCGUGAGCUCGCGGAUCUGCUCUUGUGCGCCAUCCUCGUUGACACGAACGGUCUUCGCGCGAAGAGCAAGACGGGCGACAAGGACCGCGCCGCUGUGCAGCGUCUCUCACCCUUGUCCUCGCUCUCCACGCAGAAUGUUGCUUCGCUCGCGUUACCCGACGGGGAGUCUGAUGGCGCACAGGACCCGCUCGCGCAGCUCUCUGAUAUCCUUGCAGAGCGGAAAGCAUCAGUAGCGCACUUGUCGUCGCGCGAUCUGCUCAAGCGAGACUACAAGGCAUACGACUACGUGGUCUCUCCGUCUCUUCUCGCCUCCUCUGCCUCACAUUCCCGGUCGCAGACCCUCCCUAUCACCAUUCGCGCCGGCCUUGCUACUGUACCUCUCGACCUGCGAACGUGGGUCCCUUCCGCACCCGACUUCUUCACCUCCGUUCGCUCGUAUAUGGACGAACACGGACUGUCUAUCCUCGGCAUACUUACGUCUUUCACGUCUAAGAAGGGGAAGCACAAGCGCCAGAUUCUUCUCGCUAUCUCUCCUCCCCCGUCUAGCACACCUCUGUCGUCGACGGCUAACGGAGCAGUAGACAUUGACUGGGCACGCCUUUCCGAUGCUGUUUUCAAGGGUCUCGAGCACUCCUCGCACGGGCUUGAGCUCGAGACGAAGCACAAGCUCGACAAUAUCUGUGGUCAGAAGGCGCUCGACAAGGCGCUAGGGAGAGAGGCUGGCAAGGAGGCGCAUGGUGGGAGACCGGUGUUCGUUAAAGUGUGGAAGCAGGGUAAUGUGAAGGCGACGCGGAAGCAGUCUGCGCCCGCGUUGAGGAGGGUUGUCGAGGGCGAGGAGAAGAACUGACGGGUAGCUGGAUUAAAUGUUGCAAGUAAAUAGAUAUCACGAUGGCGUAUCUACGUGAGCAUGAAACGCACUGUCAAUCCUAUUACACGAGUAAG